Bipolaris victoriae FI3 is the source of this 2157-nucleotide messenger RNA. RefSeq lists its product as hypothetical. The annotation marks the transcript as partial. The record is from RefSeq and is a predicted model, not a curated record. The transcript has 4 exons. Gene Ontology annotation, molecular function: zinc ion binding; DNA binding. Lineage: Eukaryota; Fungi; Ascomycota; Dothideomycetes; Pleosporales; Pleosporaceae. Gene Ontology annotation, biological process: DNA-templated transcription.
GUAAGCUCCAACUCUGCAGAUAUCGGAGAGGCGCUUGUUUCGGCCUCAGUUGGGUCAAAUGACGACCUGGACUUUGCUCAGGAAGAUCUUUUGCGUGUUAACGAGGCGGAAAGUGCAGGCUUCAUGGGCCGUAACUCUCAAGCCCAGUGGCUGCGUGCACUCGAGUCCAAGGUGGAACAAACUGAGGGUGAGCCUUCCUUUGCGGACUACAGGCUUCCUGGAGCCAGUACAGAAGCCUUCAACCGGCGUGCUGAAGCACUGCAUGGGCGUCAACAGAAGAGUGGCCAUACGCAGGCCCACGCGAACUCUGCAACCGACUACUACUUUUACCUCGACAAGACCAACAUUGAUAUCGAAAUUGGUGAUCCCAACGUUGUGCCCUCUGCUAGUACAGCACGGAGUCUGUUCGGCUACUACAAGCAUGCAGUGCACAGUCCGUUCAAGCUCGUUGACGAUGAAUUCGAGCAACAACUACAAGUCUAUCUCAACGAGAAGGAUGGAAGAGUUACGGCAAACGUGUGCCCCAAGUGGAAAGCUGUCAUGAACCUUGUGUUCGCCAUUGGUGCACGGUACUCGUAUCUAGUCGACGCUGAGUGGCGAGCGGACGAUCGCGAUCAUCUGGUCUACAUGUGGAGAGCGAUCCAUCUCUUACAGCUGCAAAACUUGAGAGCUCUCGUUUCGCAUCCGGAGCAGCGACUGAUACAGGCAAUCGGACUUCUUGCAUUAUACUACCUCACAAUCGGCCACGUUAGCAGAGCCUGGUUCAUGAUCGGUAUGGCUAUCCGACAUGCGCAGGCUGCAGGUCUGCACCUUAGAUAUGAGAAUCCCUCUAUUCCCAACAACCGGAGAAACUCACUGGCUGAGCUGUGGUGGGCCCUCAACUCUGUCGAAUGCGUUCUUACUGCAAUAUUGGGACGCCCCCGGGCAAUAUCUGCCAACGACUGCACAGUACCCCCACCGGGUACAGUCAGGACCGAGACGGAAUCGAGGUCGCGCGAAGCUACAACAGGCAAUGUUUCUACCACUGCUUCCGUAUACAGCCAUGUCUCUGGCUCUUCUACUGGAGAGAAGAGCGCUGCACACAAUUUGGACAACUUCGCUGCAGCCUAUGUCAGGCUCGACAUUCUCAUGGACAAGAUCCUCGCUGGACUGUAUUCGCCACGAAAGUCUGUCAGGUCAUGGAAGGGCGCACAGAGCAUGAUGACCUCGCUCUCUGAAGAACUUGAAACCUGGGCUUUGCAAUCGUUGCCACAGGGCGCGUCUGCUGCUGCCGCCGCCACUGUUGAUCAUAGUUUAGAUCGCGAGCGCUUGCUGCUCUAUCUCUACUAUUACAACGCCAAAAUCUGCAUCACUCGGCCCUGCGUUUGUAAAAUGGAUGAGCGGAUAAGAGAACAGAGCGAAGAGUCUUCGCGCUUCAACCAAAAGACAGCUGAAGCCUGUAUCGGAGCGGCUCUUGACAUUGCAGCGCUGCUGCCUGAUGUCCCGAACCGUUCUUGGUAUUAUGCAAACGGUCCUUGGUGGUGCGCCACACAUAUGAUCAUGCAAGCACUCACCCCGCUUUUGAUCGAGCUUUCAUUGGAUUGCGUUCACUUGACCAUCGACAAGUCUCACGUGACAUCUUGUGUCGAAAAGCUUAUAGCGUGGCUUCACUCGAUGAAGACUGUUGACGCGGUUAGCGAGAGCGCAUACAAUGUCGUCACUAAGGUGCUCAGCAGACAACGAUCAGAAGACGCUGCCAAGAAGCAAAUGCCUCAUCCAGAGCACUCUCAAGCACUUGGCCGCCAAGAAUAUGGGCCGUUACCGCAACAACCUGGUUCGCAGUCAUAUCAAAUAACAAGUCACCCGCAUCCACUACAGCACAUGCAACCUGCAUGGCCGGGACCCGAUGAGUUGAAUAAUAUGCCCUACUUUCCACGACCUGAUGCCGGGAGAUUCUACCCGAAUAAUGCGCCCAGCUCUGAUUAUCUGACUGGUUCCAACACGGGCAUGCACGAGUUUGGUCAGCCGCAAAUGAGUUUGUUCUAUGCGAAUCCUUUUACGGCUACGAUGGAUCAGUGGGAUUGGGACUCGAUGGCAGUGGAGGAUGCAGGCCAUGGACCUGGACGGGGUAUGCACCAGUAUCAAGGCCAGAGUUUUGGUGGUGGACCGUCUCAGUGA